Labeo rohita (rohu) is the source of this 2544-nucleotide messenger RNA. RefSeq names its product methionine adenosyltransferase I, alpha (gene mat1a). Gene Ontology annotation, biological process: S-adenosylmethionine biosynthetic process. Gene Ontology annotation, molecular function: ATP binding; methionine adenosyltransferase activity. Bases 251 to 1423 code for a protein of 390 amino acids. Gene Ontology annotation, cellular component: cytosol. The record is from RefSeq and is a predicted model, not a curated record. The transcript is spliced from 9 exons. Lineage: Eukaryota; Metazoa; Chordata; Actinopteri; Cypriniformes; Cyprinidae.
GUGUGUGUGUUUUCUUUCUGCCAUAUAUAGGGGCAAACUUGCUUCGAGACGAAGUUGUGUGUUAUAUAGUCUGUGAUCUAUCUGCAAACCUCUCUUUCUUUCUUUCUAUCUUUCUUUCUUCUAUACCCUCGGGACUAUAAGGAGCUCUGCAUACUUGGCCUGCUUUAGCCACAGUUGGAGGAAAAUUAUUGAGCAUUUAAUAGAUUAUUUUCUCCCGUGAUUUUGAAGAUCUGUUCAGUUGCUGGCAAGCAUGGAAGGACUGAAUGACGUUCAUGAUGACGGAUCCUUCAUGUUCACCUCAGAAUCUGUGGGAGAAGGGCAUCCAGAUAAAAUCUGUGACCAAAUCAGUGAUGCAGUUCUUGACGCACACUUGAAGCAGGACCCGGAUGCCAAAGUGGCCUGUGAAACUGUCUGCAAGACUGGCAUGGUACUUCUCUGCGGCGAGAUCACAUCUCGGGCCAACGUCGACUACCAGAAGGUUGUGCGUGACACCAUUAAACACAUUGGUUAUGACAACUCUGAAAAAGGUUUCGACUAUAAAACCUGCAAUGUGCUGGUGGCUCUCGAGCAGCAGUCUCCUGAUAUAGCACAGGGUGUCCACAUUGACAGACAUGAGGAAGAUAUUGGAGCUGGAGACCAGGGGCUCAUGUUUGGCUACGCCACUGAUGAGACGGAGGAGUGCAUGCCACUCACCAUUGUCCUCGCUCACAAACUUAACGCCAAAAUGGCUGAGUUGCGGCGGGACGGCACCAUCCCAUGGCUCCGCCCAGACUCGAAAACUCAGGUCACUGUGCACUACAAGCAGGAGAAUGGCGCUGUGAUUCCUUUGCGUGUCCACACAGUAGUCAUCUCUGUCCAACAUGACGACCACAUUUCACUGGAGGAACAGCAGCGUAUUCUGAAGGAGAAGGUCAUCAAAGCUGUGGUGCCAGCAAGGUAUCUUGACGAUAAGACUGUCUACCAUCUGCAGCCAAGUGGACGCUUUGUCAUUGGGGGGCCUCAGGGAGAUGCUGGUGUCACGGGUAGGAAGAUUAUUGUGGACACAUAUGGUGGAUGGGGGGCUCAUGGUGGUGGUGCCUUUUCCGGAAAGGACUACACCAAGGUGGACCGCUCUGCUGCCUAUGCUGCACGUUGGGUGGCUAAGUCUCUGGUGAAGGCCAAACUGUGCAGAAGAGUGUUGGUUCAGGUGUCUUAUGCCAUUGGAGUCGCGUACCCUCUCUCAAUCUCCCUCUUCACCUACGGCUCAUCGGAAAAAACAGAGAAGGAGUUGCUACAGAUUGUCAAUAAGAACUUUGACCUCCGACCAGGCGUCAUUGUUAGGGACCUGAACCUGAAGAGGCCUUUCUACCAGAGCACCGCCUGCUACGGUCAUUUUGGCCGAUCAGAGUUCCCCUGGGAGAUGGCCAAAAAUCUCAAGGUUUAAAAUGAGAGGCGUGCGAGUCCUACCUUAAGUCAUUCAGUCGCUCUUUCCUCCAGCGCUCCUCUCUCAGCUGAUUUUAGUUCACUUGCUGCAUAUGCUACAUUUCAGAUUAGAUGAAUAUACUGUAAAUGUCAAGAUUGAUAAAUUAAAUUCAGAAGUCUGUGGUGACAGGAUCCCUCACAAAUGCUUCACCACAACAACACUCAUGACAAUCUAUCAUUCCGUAAACCUGAAUCGCGUCCUGUACCAUCUUAGAAAAUAGAGAAGCAUUAAGUAGUCAUUUGAUAGUUUGAUUACUUUAAAUGUGUAAGAACUGUGACGCUGUGGUGCUAUCAAAACAUACUCUGUCAGGAGCAACACUGGCGCGAGUUUUGGGCGGGAAUAUCUGUUUUUCCGAUCAACGGAGGAGGGUUCGGAAAAACGUGAAAAAUGCAAUUUUUGGUUCCACUAGUACCUCAGAAAUAACAUAUCAGCUUUAUACUUAAAAUUAUUUAAAUCAUAAUUAUUUCGUUUUUACUACAUUGUAAUUUCUUUUUCACUAUCAUGAGCCAAAUUAACUAUUUAAUAAUUUUUCAUUGUGACUGUAACCAAGAGUUACAGCAGCGUGUUGUGAAGAGUUCAAAGCAUAUUGUGGACCACUGGGAGUUUUAGGUUUUAUACGUUGUACAAUCUCAGAAUCAUAUUCAUUACAGUCUUAAAAGGAUCUAAUUUAGCCUUUUUCUUGAAUCAUAAGAAAGUUUGCUUUUUAUGCUUCAUUUUUGACUGCAUUAUCCCAUUAAUGUUUUAUAAUGGCAGAGGGAUUUUAUGAGAAUGUUGUUGUUGUUUACGUGUACAGAUCCUGUGCUGGUCUUACAUUAAUUGUCACCCCUGAAGAGUGAGCGUGUGUAUGUGUGUAUGUACUUCCGUUUUGAACAAAGCCAGAUAAUGUUGCACACUUGAGAUGUGUGUGAAAGCCACUCAUUUGUUUUCUUUAGACUUCCCUGAGUUCAACAGAGGCAUUUACCCUUAAAAACAACACAAACCAUCAUAUUCUUACCGUUUUCUUUCAGAUUUUCAACUUUUGUCUUUGAAUUUAAGAUCUGACAUGUAAAUAAUUGUGAAUAAUUAAAGUGUGGAAAAUUCUU